CGGGCGCGCAUGCGCAUUCGUAAGAUAAAUCGGUGAAUCGAUCUAGAGUAUCUGCCAAUAUUCGUGACCCAUUUUCGUACAGAGCAAACGCGCAUAUUUCUUUAAAUAACCAUGAGAUUCUUGGGAGUGCUGAUUUUCUCCCUGUGCUGUUUUCAAGCUUCGAGGUGUCAACUUCUGGUGGAUUUGGCCCGUGAUUUCGAGACAUCGCUGCUGAACACAAGGAUUCCGGAUACCAGUCGCUUUCUGCCGGAGUAUGACUUCAUUAUCGUGGGAGCUGGUAGUGCGGGUUGUGUGCUGGCGAACCGGUUAAGUGAGAUUUCCUCUGCGAGUGUUCUUCUUCUGGAAGCUGGAGAUCAGGAGACCUUCAUCAGUGACGUCCCACUUACGGCAGCUCUCACCCAAAUGACUCGCUACAAUUGGGGGUACAAAGCCGAGCCCACGGAACACGCCUGUCAAGGGUUAAAGGGCGGCGUUUGCAAUUGGCCAAAGGGGCGUGGCGUUGGGGGUACCAGCCUGAUAAACUUUAUGCUAUAUACUCGUGGUCAUCGCAAAGAUUAUGAUGAGUGGGCAGCUGCUAAUAACUCAGGUUGGUCCUACGACGAAGUACUUCCGUAUUUCCGAAAGUCAGAAAGGAUUGGCAUCCCAGAGCUUUAUAAAUCACCCUAUCAUGGUCGAAAUGGUCAACUAGAUGUGCAGUACACGGACUACAGAUCGCAGCUCCUUAAAGCCUUCCUUAAAUCCGGCAGGGAAAUGGGCUACGAUAUCACGGAUCCGAAUGGCGAGCAUCUGAUGGGUUUUGCGAGGUCGCAGGCCACCAUUCGAAAUGGCAGGAGGUGCAGCACAAGUAAGGCUUUCAUUCAACCGGUGGUUCAGCGGAAAAAUCUACACAUUUCCAUGAAAAGCUGGGUCACCCGACUGAUCAUCGAUCCGGUUACCAAGACUGCCACUGGAGUGGAGUUCGUAAAACAGCGACAAAGAUUUGUAGUGAGAGCUAAAAAGGAGGUGAUCCUCUCAGCAGGAACUAUCGCCAGUCCGCAACUUUUGAUGUUAUCCGGAGUGGGUCCGGCGGAUCACCUUCAUGAGCACAAUAUCACAGUGGUGCAGGACCUUCCGGUGGGUUACAAUCUGCAAGAUCACAUAACCGUAAAUGGUCUGGUGUUUACUGUGAAUGAUUCAACGGUGAAUGAUGCUCGUCUGCUGAAUCCCUCGGACAUUUUUCGGUAUAUCUUCAAUGGACAAGGACCCUAUACUAUUCCCGGUGGCGCUGAGGCAUUCGCUUUUGUACGGACUCCAAGUUCAAAAUUUGCCAAGGACUAUCCCGACAUGGAAUUGGUUUUGGGUGCAGGAUCCCUAAGCGGAGAUCGUUUUGGCACCAUGAGAAAUUUGUUGGGCAUCACCGAUGAGUUCUACGACUACAUGUUUGGGGAUCUGCAGAACAAGGAAACCUUCGGCCUAGUUCCAGUGCUCCUGAGACCCAAAAGUCGGGGCAGAAUAUCUUUGCGGAGCCGCAAUCCUUUUCAUUGGCCAAAAAUGGAACCUAAUUUCAUGCAUGAUCCGGAUGACGUAAGAGCGAUGAUCGAAGGAAUUGAAAUGAUCCUUAAACUGGCCCGAUCGAAGCCCAUGGUGAAGAUGGGAACUCGUUUCCACGAUCGUCCUUUUCCGGGAUGUCAGCACUUGAAGUUCGCCAGUAAUGAAUACUGGAAGUGCUGUCUGCGAAGAUAUGGUUCCAGUUUGCAGCAUCAAUCGGGAACUUGUAAGAUGGGUCCUGCCGAGGACACAACUUCCGUGGUGGAUGCCCAACUCAGGGUCCACGGAAUCCGGGGAUUGCGGGUUAUAGAUGCUUCCAUACUGCCCAAUGUUCCGGCUGGUCACACAAAUGCCAUUGUGAUCAUGGUGGCCGAAAAGGCGUCGGACAUGAUCAAAGAUGCCUGGCGAAUGAAGAUCAGCCCCCCUAACUCCUGAUUUAAUUUUUAAGCCUGUUAUUUAUUAUUUAGUCGAGCCAUUAAGCCAAGUUCUCAUGUGAUACCUAAGCUAGCUUGUAAGGUUUUCAUUGGGUUGUAAAUGGGGUUUCUUUUGUGAUUGGUGUAAGGAACAAAUAUUUAUUCAAUGCACUAAUAUGUAACUCUU
Molecule: messenger RNA, 2127 nt
Organism: Drosophila ficusphila
Lineage: Eukaryota; Metazoa; Arthropoda; Insecta; Diptera; Drosophilidae
Product: glucose dehydrogenase [FAD, quinone]
Exons: 4
Coding region: 112-1962 (616 amino acids)
Molecular function (GO): oxidoreductase activity, acting on CH-OH group of donors; flavin adenine dinucleotide binding
Source: RefSeq, a predicted model, not a curated record